Molecule: messenger RNA, 4346 nt
Organism: Hypanus sabinus (Atlantic stingray)
Lineage: Eukaryota; Metazoa; Chordata; Chondrichthyes; Myliobatiformes; Dasyatidae
Exons: 12
Coding region: 35-2551 (838 amino acids)
Molecular function (GO): DNA binding
Source: RefSeq, a predicted model, not a curated record
CCAUUCCAAGGAAACUGUAUUUUCGUCCGUUGCCAUGGAAAUGCAUGAAGAAAAUUGUUUAGGAAUAAAUCAACAUGUUAGCGUUUUUUCCCCGCUCCCGGUGGGGAGUGUGUAUGCGUGUUUCCCCACAUUUUGUGUACGUUUGGGGCUGGGUAAAAAUUGGAGUUCGGGGUUUGUUCAAGUGGCCGGUUGCAAGGCAGCGCCCAAUAGGCUGGCUAAACCUUCCGCCUCUGGUGUUUGCGGGCGGCAGUUUCCUCGCGAGAAAGCCCAUGAUGCUGAUGGAUGCACUGAUCAUCUUCAUCAGGCGUUCGUGGGUAAGAGAGAGAGAGGGGAGAACAGCGCCAUCAGGCAAAGAGGGAAACGCUCGACCGCCUUUGCUCGCCGCCCGCUCUCUGCGUUUGUUCGCGCCCUACGGAUGGAGGCUGACCGGGCCGCCUCAGCGCAGCCCGACGUGAAAGCAGAAGAGGAAAUAGAAGCACUGAUUUUUGAUGGUGCAGAGGUUGUUGACAUUCACAACAUGCAAGUUCCUCAGCGAGUACUUUCGGUUAAUAGUGUCCCUUCAACUUUACAUGAAAGUGAUGAACAAAGGAGAUGUCUGGCAACGCUAGUAUAUUUGAAAAAUACCAGAAAUAAUAACCCUGGGGAGUGCAGCACUGCAAGAGUCGAUCUGUCUAAUGUGGAACCUGAAAGCACUGGUCACCAGGAGCAACCCCUAACUGGGAAUAGGCGUGCUCAACUCAUUACUCAACCAUGUGGGCUCCGAUCAGGCAAAAGGAAAACAUUUGCUCCCUCUAGUACCCAGAUGGGCAAACCAGCCAACUACAAUGAAGUAAGAACAAAGAAAAAGAGACUGCACAGUAUGGUGAGGUCACCUGCAUUAAGGAGACUAUCAGAUGAUGAAGAUUAUGAAGAGUACUAUGAUGAGGAAUCUGAUGCAAUGCCAGAUAAUGUUAGUGACUUGUCAGAUAGUUCUGAAAAUUUAGGUCAGCAAACCUCACUGAUGGAAGUUAUCAACUAUUGUCAGGUUAUAUAUUCUGCUAUCCGAAGAUUGGACAGAAAAGUGGAAGUGAUUCAAAGAAAAGUAUCUAAUCUGCGUCAAGGAAAAACAAGAUACUUCACGAAACAAAGACAAGUUUUAGCAUCUCUUUCCAAUGGUUAUAACCAGACAUUGAAGAGGAAAAUGGUACUGAAAUCCAACGGGAAUAUACGAAAGAAGAGAAUUACCAGCUCCAAUCCUUCUUAUCAGAGUGAGCCAAAUUACUCUAACGAUCCCAUAAUAAUUCAGGAUGAAGAAGAUGUUGCUGAUGUGAUAGUGGAUGAGAAGCCAAAUGAACCAGCAACCUUUCACUCCACGGAACAGAUCCUCAAAAACAUGAUGCCACCAGCCAACUCAGCCGUACCUGGUCAAGUAGUACAACCACCCGUCCUAAACUCAGACCUUCAGCAACCGAGCCAGAGGCUGCAAUCCAUGCCAGUUACGUACAAAAUGAACAAAAUACCAAACAGCCACUGUCAGCGCCCAGUUCUUCAGCAGCUCGAAAUUAAGAAAACUUUUCAACCCAUAGAAGAUGCACACCAAAGCAAUGAUUCAUCUCCUGAUCAUUGUAAUACUUUGGAGCAUUUGAGAAGGGAUCUUAUGCUGCAUGAUCCCUCUUUUGAUCUUUCAAAGAACAGCUUUGGAUUUCUGGGGAAUCCCAAGCGCAAUGUUAAAAUACCUGGUGCAUUUAUAUUGAAGGCCAGUCAAAAGACCCAGCCAAAGUUAGCAGCACGUUAUUUGGCCAGGAAUCUGUUCACUGAUGAGGUUCUCGUAUCGAGUAGUGUUCUGGGAAACAAACAAUAUGGGCUGAAGUCACUGGAUCCAAACAAACUUGCAGCUGUGAGAGAGUUCUUAAGCAAACAGUUCCCCCACCAUGAUCUCACUGAGGUUGGUAAGGACUGGAAGAUCUGCAUCUCUGCAAUCAACAAUAUGAUCAGCACAACAAGAAGAAGAGUUGAAACAGGCUCAAACCAGAGAAGAGAAUACCUGUCUGAUGAAAAAGCAUCAACUUCUUCCAUCUCUCCAUCUACCUCUGAUUCUGCUGCAAAUGGUCAACUUUGGUGGCUUUACCAGAAUCCAACACCAUUAUCACCUGCUAAAAGUCAAAAAACUUAUGAAAAAUUAGAGUGCCUCGGAAGAUCUGACCGGAAAGUGGAGUUGCCAGCCUCUGUGAUCCAUCUUGCCAAGCAGAGGACACGACCUGAAUUAGCAGCCCGUUUCCUCACCAGACACCUCUUCCCAGACAGUGUGCUUCUCAGGAGUAACGUGUACGGAGCAAUUCGGAAAGGAAAAGCUCCUCUUGACUGUAAUAAGAUAAAUGCUGUUCGAGAAUUUCUAGCAGAAUGCUUUACUGGUUUUGACCUGGCUGAGGAUGGCAAAGACUGGAAAGUGUGUGUUGAUGCAAUUAAUGGUGUCAUUCGAUGUCUCAGAUAUGAACUGAAGAAGACACCGCAAGGAAGGUCAUUCCUUAAGCAUUAUUCAUCACCUGUCCCAGGCCAAACUGAGAUGGAAUGACAUGAAGCCAAUGAAUGCAAGCUGUAAUUACAUGGUCAUAGGCGCAAACCCAAGUAUUAAUUGUAUGCUGUUCUGAGGUGUAUGGAAGAAAUAAUGGAAGGAACAUUAAAGUGAACAUUCCAUCAUUGUCCUAAGAGGUGAUUUUGUUUACUGUUUCUCAAUAUGCUUAGAAUGUUACAAAAUCAAUUCUCAAUAAUAAUUUACAAUGAUAAUACAAAAUAUUCAUGCCACGUUCACUUUAUCUGCAGAGAAAACAUCUACAUUAAAAACUUCUUUAAAAAUGGAGACCAAUACAAACAAAAUACUGCAUUACACAGUUGCAUGCAUUCCUGAAAAUAAAAAUAGAAAAUAGUCUGUAAUUGGAGCCCGGUACCCAUACUUUGUGAAAGGUUGAUCAUCUAUUUUGUCACUGAAAUAAAUGUCAUCAUAAUUAUAGUUGUGAGGUUAUAAGCACAGGCAGCAGUAUCAUUUCAUUAAUUUCAUGGUUAUUGAUCUCCAAAAUACGCACAGGACAGCUUCAACUCUCUCUGUUGAAGAUUCCCAACAUAAUGAAUUUUAAUCUAAUUUGCUAUACAAAGUGGUGGCAAAUCAAUCUUAAAUGCAUGUUGUGUUCCAAUUGCAUCACCAAGAGUCAACUAAAAUUUUCACUCAGGCUGAAGCAGGGGAGUUGUCUUUAAUUUCCUUGAUAGACUGAAUGAAGACAGAAAAGUAUCUUACAUUGAAAACACUCAGGAACAUUCAGGCUUGGUCUUCCCGAGUACAGAAAUUCUCCAUCUGCUCUUCCCAAGCAUAAGAGCCAUGUGAGAUGGCCCCACACACCUACCAAUGCCAGUAAGAUUAUUGAAGUCACAGCUGUUUUCCAGAACUCUGCCAGCCAUCUGCUCAAUACCCACACAGAGUUAAAACCGAAAACCCGGGCACUGAUUUGCUGACAACACGAGUGAAUCUGCAGAUGCUGGAAAAAAAUAAAAACACAAAAUGCUGGCAGAACUCAGCAGGCCAGACAGCAUCUACGGGAGGAGGUAGUGACGAUGUUUCAGGCUGAAACAUUGUCACUAUCUCCUCCCAUAUUGCUGUCUGGCCUGCUGAGUUCUGCCGGCAUUUUGUGUUUUUACUGAUUUGCUGAAUUCACUGGUAAAACUGUUACAAGUAAUAGGGUUAAUAUGUUAAAAAUUUGUGAUCAUCACUGUUCUGUGCCUGAGACACUAUUGGUGCUACUUUUCAGAUGAGAACGUAAGUCAAGAUCCUAUCUGCCCUCAAGGUCUUGAGGAACAAUAUCAAAAAUUUUAACUGGUUAUGUUGCUUUCUGACAUUAUGUGGAACAUUGUUGUGUGCAGAUUGGUUGCACCAUUUUCUGCAUUGUAACAGCGACUACACAUUUGCAUUGUUUGUAAAGCACUUUUGGCAUCUCGAAAGGUAAUACGUAGCAUCGUAGAAGGAAAGAACACAAGCUGAGGAAUUUGGACCAGUUUGUCCAUACUAGCUCUUAUCCAAUUAUUCUACUCCCUUGUUCUUUUUUCUGUAACCCUGAAAUAUUUUCAUGAUGUAUAUCUAAUUCUCUUUAGGCAGUUACCAAUGAACCUGUUUCCACUGGCCUUUUGAGUAAUGCAUCCCAAAUCACAGCAGUUAUAAAUGAAAAUCUUUCUCCAUUCUUUGAAUGGUAUCUGGCCUUUGGUUUUCUCCUGUCUUUGUGUUUAGACUUUGAAGGAAACUACUAACUGGAAACUACAAAGAUCUAUUUUGUGGAGCUUUUUUAAAAACAUUGAUCUACAUUUUUUUAAAUUAAAAUUAAUUU